UUCGAUUGCCAUCAACCUUGUUCGUGUUUCUCCUCUAAAUAAAAACAAGAUAAAUAUCUAUGAGAUUCUAGUUUAUCUCUUGAACUCUUGUUGUUAUCAUCCAAUAUUCAAUUUAUAAUAACAUUGAUCUACCACUGUAUUCAAGCAUGAAGAAAGUGACAGUGGUUUUUAUAUUUUGCAUAUCGGCAAUUUUUGCUGCACCAGCCCUAGAUGAAGAUGUGAGAAAAUUAGAAAGCAAUAAUCUUGGAGAUUUCAAUGAUAUCAAGGAAAAUAUUCCUGGUAAAAUCGAAGAAUCCACCUCAUUCACAUCGACGCCCACUAUUGAAGAAAUUGGUCGAAUCAAUAGAUUAUGUAUUGAAGAAACAAAAGUCGAUGAAAAAAUUGUUAAAAUGGUUAUAACAGACCAUGUUAUUCCAAAAGAUUCGAAAUAUCCAAAGUUCCUAGCAUGCAGUUACAGGAAACAGAACUAUUUGAACGAAAAAGGGGAAAUUCAGUUCCAAAAUAUCAUAAGGUUUUUAUCCAAAUAUUACAAAAGAGAAGACUUGAGGCCAUUGGAAGUUUGCGGAGAAUUAAAACAAACCAAUAGGGGAACUGAUAAUGCAUUGAAUGCUUUGAAGUGUAUCUUGCCUAAACUAUUACCAAUCAAAGAAAUCUUUGAUGAAUGAAAAUCUACAAACUUUUCAUUCGACUAGAGAUUAUUUUCAUUCAUUGCAUUAAGUGUGAUUAGGAGGACGAAAUUCGCAGCUAUUAAUAGGUUAAUAAUUUUGAGCAAAAUAGAAAGAUUAUGUAAAAUAUAAUUUAAUAACCCUUGUACAAGGAAUGGGUCGAGUAAAAACAUAUGUACAAUCUAUUUAACUUGAUGCAGUUCA
Coccinella septempunctata (seven-spotted ladybird) is the source of this 869-nucleotide messenger RNA. RefSeq lists its product as uncharacterized. The transcript has 2 exons. NCBI's taxonomy places the organism in Eukaryota, Metazoa, Arthropoda, Insecta, Coleoptera, Coccinellidae. Bases 147 to 665 code for a protein of 172 amino acids. The record is from RefSeq and is a predicted model, not a curated record. Gene Ontology annotation, molecular function: odorant binding.